This is a messenger RNA of Eucalyptus grandis, 3121 nucleotides long. RefSeq names its product respiratory burst oxidase homolog protein A-like. The record is from RefSeq and is a predicted model, not a curated record. NCBI's taxonomy places the organism in Eukaryota, Viridiplantae, Streptophyta, Magnoliopsida, Myrtales, Myrtaceae. Gene Ontology annotation, molecular function: calcium ion binding; NAD(P)H oxidase H2O2-forming activity; peroxidase activity. Gene Ontology annotation, cellular component: plasma membrane.
CCCAUAAGAAUCAUGCAUUUCCUCUCCACUCUCUACCUGCUUCUCACACUUCACCUUCUCUCCUUUGAGCUACUACAAUACCACCUCGAUCAUUGAUUAUUUAUGAACUCUCCCUCCCUUUCUGUCUCUUUCUCUCUCUCUCUCCAUAUCUUGUUUCCCCACCAAAUCUUUUAUCAGAUACCAUCAAUUUUCACAUCACCCACCCGCAAAGCACAAGACUUUCCCUCACUUUCUUGCUCCUUGAACACUUUGAAAAACCCAGAAACCACAGAGGGAAAAAACGAGAACUUUUUCACCAUUCCAUCUGGGUUACAACAAGCUUUCUCUCACUAGAAGAAAAGCUUCAACAUUUAAUCAAAUUCACAGACAUCAAGCUAGCAAGAAGGCACACAUAGAGAGAGAGCUAGAGAGAGAGAGAGAGAGAGAGAGAGAGAGAGAGAGAGAGAGAGAGAGAGAGAGAGAGAGAGAGAGAGAGUUGAGCUCUGCAACAUGGAUUCUCCCGAGGCUCAUUAUACAUCCUCCUCCUCCUCCUCCUCCUCAUCCUCUUCCUCCUCGUCUUCCUACGGCGCCAGCGUGGUUCCGGUCCCGUACUCUCCCGUCCAGACGGACCGGGAUCACCGUGCCGAUGAUCACGACGGCGGAAUCAACGGCGGCACGGCGGCGGCAACUAGCCUGGCCAUCCAGCGGCUGAGGUUCCUGGACGCGAGCGCCAAGCACUGGAGGCAGGUGGAGGAGCGGUUCGACCGGAUCGCCCGGGACCGCUACCGGAAUGGCGUCGAGCCGGCGGCCAGGUGGUCGGAUUUCGCCUUCUGCGUCGGAAUUCAACGGUCAACGGAGUACGCCCAGGAGCUGCUGCGAGCGCUGCGAGGGAGAGACGGCCUCAAAUCCGACAUCACAAAGAGCGAACUCCACUACUUCUGGCGCCGCCUCACCGACCCGUGCCCCGACUCCAAAAUCCAGAUCUUCUUCGACUUGUGCGACCGAAAUAUGGAUGGGAUAGUUAGCCGACGCGAUGUGAAGCAGGUGAUCUUGAUGAGUGCUGCCGCGAACAAGGUGAGCUUGACCGGCGAGGAGGUGGACGAGUACGCCGCCCUGAUCAUGGACGCCGUCGGCUCGGGAGAUCGAGGUUACAUAGAGAUAUCUCAAGUGGAGACGCUGCUGAAGCUCGGGUUGUCGAAGGACUCUUCCGCCACUGCCCCGUCGCCGAGGCUGUGCUACCGCGGGGGCUGGGACUCGGAUGGGGUGGUCGGGCGGCCCAUGUCGAGGCUGGAGGUCUUGUUCCGGAGCUACUGGCGACGGGCGUGGAUCGUGGCCCUCUGGCUGGCGAUUUGCGUCGCACUGUUCACGUGGAAGUUCAUUCAGUAUAGGCAUAGGACGGCGUUCGAGGUCAUGGGCUACUGCCUUUGCACCGCCAAAGGGGCUGCCGAGACCCUCAAGUUCAACAUGGCCGUGAUUCUCCUCCCCGUCUGCCGGAACACUGUCACGUGGCUCCGCGCCAGCCGCCGGGUCAGCUCGAUCGUCCCCUUCAACGAUAACAUCAACUUUCACAAGUUGAUCGCAGCUGGGAUCGUGAUCGGGGUGAUCCUCCAUGGCGGCACCCACCUGGCGUGCGACUUCCCUCGGAUCAGUAUCGAUCACUCAAUCUUCCGCCAGACGAUUGCUGCAAGGUUCGGCUACCAUCAGCCGUCGUAUGUCCAGAUCCUGGCCACAACGGAGGUGGCAACAGGGAUCGCAAUGGUGGUCCUUAUGGCAAUCGCGUUCUCCCUCGCGACAAGGUGGCCAAGGCGCCAGGCCCCGCCACUGCCCCGGUCAGUCCGGCAGGUCACGGGGUACAACACCUUCUGGUACUCACACCACCUCUUCGUCUUCGUGUACGCACUGUUGAUCGUGCACUCCAUGUUCCUCUUCCUGACCAGCAACCUAAUAGAAAAGACGACAUGGAUGUAUAUCGCCUUUCCAGUGCUGCUGUACACGGGAGAGAGGAUCUUCCGGGCUGUCAGAUCGGCAUUUUAUGAGGUGGAGAUACUGAAGGCAAAUGUGUAUCCAGGAAAGGUUUUGUCCCUGACAAUUAGCAAGCCUGAAGGCUUUGAGUACAGAAGUGGAAUGUAUAUAUACAUUCAAUGCUCUCGAAUAUCACCCUUCGAAUGGCACCCGUUUUCAUUGACUUCUGGACCAGAUGAAGGUUAUUUGAGUGUGCACAUUAGGACACUUGGAGACUGGAGUUAUCAAUUAUACAGUCUCUUCCAAGAGGCAACUGUGGCAAGAACAGCUAGCUAUCCCAAAAUGUACAUCGAUGGGCCUUAUGGUGCAGCCUCUCAGGACUAUGUCAAGUACGACGUCGUGGUUCUGGUUGGCCUCGGAAUAGGAGCAACGCCAUUUAUCAGCAUUCUUAAGGAUGUCGUCGGUUGUGAUCAUGUGGAUGGCGGAGAAGUCAGCAUUCCGAAGGGUCCAGCGAAAGCCUAUCUGUACUGGGUUACGAGGGAUCAGAGCUCCUUUGCCUGGUUCAGGGAUUUCAUCAAGCAGAUAUCGAAGACCAACCGGAAAGAGUCGAUUAUGGAGAUGCACAACUUCCUGACCUCGAUGUACAAGGAGGAGGAUGCGCGGUCAGUGUUACUAAGCACCAUUCAAGCUCUGUCUCAUGCCAAGAGCGGCGUCGACUUCAUCUCUCAGACCCCGGUGCAUACUCAUUUUGCCAGACCAAAUUGGUCCAGCAUUUUCUCCAAGUUGUCCCGAAGGCACGGCGGUUCCCAGAUUGGGGUGUUCUAUUGUGGUCCUUCAGCAUUAGCAAGAGAAUUGGAGGAGAUGUGCACCAAAUUCUCCACCAAGACCAUCACAAGAUUUGUGUUCCAUAAGGAGCAUUAUUGACCACGCUUCUCUCUCUUUCUUGGUUAUUUGGUUGGGAAUGUUGGGAUUUGGUUAUUCCUACCUCACAAUGAGGAGGGGAAUAGCUGAGAAUAAGGUUUUUGUUUGUUGGCCAGAACUGAGAAGUAGGUUUACCUGUGCAUUACAGGAGAGAAAUUGCUGACAGUAGUACCCUAUUGUUUUUAGCCUAAAAAUAGUUCCAUUGAGAAAGCAUGUACAGAACUCCAACUUGAGUGGAAAUACCUCUGUUUUAUCUUCA